Messenger RNA from Ictalurus punctatus (channel catfish), 1780 nucleotides. RefSeq names its product map3k7 C-terminal like (gene map3k7cl). The transcript is spliced from 5 exons. Gene Ontology annotation, cellular component: cytosol; nucleus. Bases 412 to 843 code for a protein of 143 amino acids. Lineage: Eukaryota; Metazoa; Chordata; Actinopteri; Siluriformes; Ictaluridae. The record is from RefSeq and is a predicted model, not a curated record.
GUGUGUGUGUGUGUGUGUGUGUGUGUAUGUGUAUGUGUGUGUGUUACUCAGCACUGAUUGGAACAAAGGACAUUUUUCUUGGCUAAAGUCAUGCGUCCGAGCCGUUUAACUGGCAACGGUGUAGGGGGAGUAUCUGUAGUCCUAGUGGGCAGCACACACACACAUACACACACAUACACACACUCGCACACACAGAACUGCCAUGUUUCUGAAGAGUAGACGAGAUGUUUCUUGUGAAAAUGGUCUUCUUCUCCUCUCUGGCCCUCAUUAGCUGGCCCAGAUGAUUGCAUGACAAGCUCACUGUGGAAAGCUCUGACACGUCCUGCACGCUUUUUCUGUGGAAGGAGUCACUCUUGAACCUUGUUAAGUUUAAGGACUUUCUAAGAAGUAAGCGUUUGUUGCCAGGAAUAAAUGAUCACCUCAGCAAGACGAAUCACCUCAGACAAACCUGAAGUUCAAAUCUCCUUCAGCCUUGAUGAGUCCUCAGAGCUGACCGAUGCAGAGGAUCAAUUUCCAUCUUUCCCUGAUCUUGAGCAACGCCUGCAGCCAGUGUUGCCAUGUCAGUCUCUAAAGGAGUCUGUCCAAGUCUACAGAGACCAUUGCAGAAUGGCAAAAGAGUUUCACCAGGUUAAAACAGAAAUCGCUCUGCUGGAAGACAGAAAAAGGGAGCUGAUAGCUGACCUGGCUGAGGACGAGAAGGUGACAUUGGAGAUUGCUCGACUGGAGGAAGAGUUCCGCCUUUUGACGGAGGAGAACCGUACCCUCGUCACCAUGUACACGGAGCGCACUCAGCAGCUUGCAAAUUUACGCAUAGUCAAUCAGAAGAGGCAGGGUUCCUCAUGACCCUUGGCCUUUUGUGCAGUGGUCAGAAUGAAUGUGUUUUCAAGAUUUUUUUUUCUUUAUGAGCCACCUUAACAUUGGGGUAUGAUACAAUGUACAUUUAACAUGCCAUCAGUGUUUUGCUGUACUCACCAGCAGUUAAAAAUGAUGAGCAUUACUGUUAUAUAAUGUGAGGUUGAGAUCAGUACAACGAAAGGGUGAGUAUUUCAUAUUAAGAAGAGUAAAUAUUUGAGAUCAUUGUAUCAUGGUUCAAACUCUAUCACCAGCUAAAGAGAGAAAAUGGCUCUCUAGCACUUAUUGAUUGUAAUACAGAUCUUAGAAUUCUAGGCAACUGUUUAGGUGACUAAAGGGUUUUAUUCUAAACCUGGAUUUACAAUAUAAAUUAUUCAUUAAUGAAUAAUGGGUAUAGUUAGCUGUGUUCUGCAAUGAGUAAUAAAAAUGAAAGUGUGCUGCGUUAAUACCAAUCUGAGCAAGAAGCACUUGUAAAAUGAUCAUAAUUGGUUAUUGCGUCUGCAUUGGAGACCAGAGGAUUAUCUAUUCUGACUCUUAUAUGGGCUCAGGUUAGGGGCUUGUAUGAUGUCUAUAUAUGCAAGUAUUAUAAAUAACUAGAAUUUUGACAAAAAAAAAAAAAAAACCCCACAAAGCAGCAGAAUAUAGUUAUGGUUAAAUUAAUCACAAUUUAAAUCAAUAAAUACAUAUACUGAUGCUGAAUCCAGAAAGCUGAACAUGAUGAUUGCUCCUGAGUAUCUCAGUUAAAGUGUUUUAUGUUUAAUUCAAAAUUCACACUUCCUAUGAUGUCUGAUGUAAACGAUAAAGAGGCUAAAUUUCUAUAUUAUGCUAUUUUUUAUAAAUAUGGCAUCCCUGGUGGAGAACAUUCUGGGUUCUGAAGUUUUGUAAAGGAUCACAUCAAUCCUAUCAAUAAAUGCUUUUUAAUGUUUUA